Messenger RNA from Panonychus citri (citrus red mite), 1765 nucleotides. Its product is annotated as protein OPI10 homolog. The transcript has a single exon. Gene Ontology annotation, biological process: protein import into nucleus. Gene Ontology annotation, cellular component: cytosol; nucleus. Lineage: Eukaryota; Metazoa; Arthropoda; Arachnida; Trombidiformes; Tetranychidae. The coding region runs from base 236 to 820 and encodes 194 amino acids. Gene Ontology annotation, molecular function: nuclear import signal receptor activity; Hsp70 protein binding. The record is from RefSeq and is a predicted model, not a curated record.
UUUCAACUUUUAAACAAAACUGAAUUAAGAAUUAAAAUUUUUAAUUAACUAGCCUUUAACAAGAAAUUGAUUCUUUUUAUCAAUCGAAUUUUCUUCAAAACAACUUAAUUAUUUUAGUUAAUCAUUUGAAUCUUAGAAGCAAAUUCAAGUUUUGAUUGUUAAUCAUCUGAAACUCUUGUUUUUGUAAAUUGAAAGUGUUCAUCUGAGAAAUUGGAAUUAAUUUGCAAAAUUAACCAUGUCUGCCUUUGGUAUAAUUGUGAGCGGUCGUUUGGUUCAAACUGAUUUCCAACCGGUUGAUGCUGGUAAAUUUUUGAUAACCAUACCAAGUCCUGAGAGUCUUAAUCACAUUGUCGUCUUUCUCACCGGAACCUCACCCUUACCUGUUGAGAUGGGUGCAAGUGUCUAUUUCUCAUGGCCUGACCCAACCAGUCCACCUACAUGGCAAUACUUGGGUUACAUUUCAAAUGAUAAACCAUCGGCCAUUUUUAGGAUAACCAAGUUAAAAAAUGCAACUCCUGCGAACACUUUUGCCUUUUCUCAACCCAUUGUUGCUCAAUAUGCUCAGAUUGGUAUCUCAUGUGAACCAUUAACUCAAAUUGCUCAAUUAACUGCUGAUAUAACAGUCAAUCCAAUGGGAUCAGAUUCACUGGUUACCUAUGCAGCAAAAACAGCGGAAAAUUUAUUCAAUUAUACCUGUUCAUUUGCUCGAACCAUAUUACCCAAUACAAAUGAACAAUAUGUUCCACUUUCAAUUAUCCAACAAUGGUACACUAAUUUCAUGAGAAGAGUUGAACAAGAUCCAACAUUCAUGAAAGGAUAAAUCAUCAUUAUCAUCAUCAUCAUCAUCUUUAAUCACCAUAUUUACAUCUCUACUCUUUCAUACAUACAAACUGAACUGAUAAUUUUUUUUUAAAAAACUUGUACAAAAAAAUUGUUUCCUUUUACCAACUCAAUUUAUAUUGUAACAAUUAUUCAAUCAUCAGUGUAAUUCAUAUCAUUCACAAUUUAAACCUAAAUUGUAUCUCAUCAUCUUCAAUAUUACCUGUGAUUAAUUUUCCCCUCUCAGAUUAAACAAAAACAAGACCAUUUUGAUUGAAAAAUGUAACCAUUUUCAAUCAAUCAAAAAAGUUCCUAAAAAUCCCACCAAUUUAACCUAAACCCUUUCUAAUUGUAGAUAAAAAAAGAAAUCAUCUAAACAAUUUAAAACAAGUUGAAAAUUUCGACCAAACAAAAAUUGCUAAAAAAAAAGCCACACCAAGAAAUUAACUUUCGACGAUCAAAACAAUCAGAAUCAAAUGAAUCAACUAUAAUCGGAAAAACGAUUCCAGUCAAUUGGAAGAGAGAAACAGAGAUGAAUCCAAAUUCUUAACCAAUUGAUCACUAAUUGAGAUUGUUACUGUUUCCCUGAUUAAGCGAACCCAUUAAUCAGUUAAGGAAGAGGAAAGAGCUCACCUUUUAUCAUUAAUUAUCAUCCACCAUCAUCUUCAUCAUUCUGCCCAACGGAUGACAACCUGUUUUUUUAUUCUUCUCUCUUUUUCUCAUCCACCACAUAAUCUAAACUCCACUGUGGCAGUUUUUGUUUUUCUCCAUUAACUUGACGUGUCUUUAAAUCUCUUCAUCUUCUUAUAGAAUUACUCACAUUUCUCCUUUUUUUUUAAAUUGUUUUUCUUUUUCUUCUUCUUCACUUCUUUGUGAUUUAAACACAAUUAGACCAACAUGUUGUUCAGAUUAAAUUGUCCUUUGGUUGGAUGUUUAUUUCUUUUAA